Molecule: messenger RNA, 2419 nt
Organism: Temnothorax curvispinosus
Lineage: Eukaryota; Metazoa; Arthropoda; Insecta; Hymenoptera; Formicidae
Product: transmembrane channel-like protein 5
Exons: 9
Coding region: 22-2154 (710 amino acids)
Cellular component (GO): plasma membrane
Molecular function (GO): mechanosensitive monoatomic ion channel activity
Source: RefSeq, a predicted model, not a curated record
AUUAGUUGAUUCUAUACCAGAAUGUCUUUUAAAAUUCAAAAAGCAGAACUCCACGAAUCUUCUGACCAAUAUAUCCAAAUGCAACAGCUGCUACCAAUGGGAUUGGCAGGAGAAAAUGAAGGAUACAGUAUGUCGGAUAAUUUAAGCUCCAUUAUUCCGUAUGCUACUUUAAGAAUGCGUAACGUUCGUUUACCUCACGAAGAAUGUGCCAAUGCUAUUGCCAAUCAUCUACGAUCAAGCGAUAAGUUUAUGCACGAUGAUCCUGAGACGGAGCAGUUUAGGAUGGAGACGGUGAGAACAAUACCGCAGUGCCUCACUGUGAAAAGAGCUAUCAGGUCACAGCUACAGGCGACUGUUAAUCGGAAGGCGAUAAGAAAAUCGAUUGGUUGUUGGAAACUGUUUAAAUAUAAUAUCAGCUUAAAGUUUGCAAAGAUUCGGGUGGCAAUGCAGAACUUUUUAUCGGCAACGAAAUUGUGGCACCGAACGAUAAAAACCAUCGAAAGUCACUAUGGAAGCGGUACAGCGACGUAUUUUAAAUUCUUGAGAUGGUUAUUCUUUCUCAACAUAAUUUCUUACAUUUUGAGCGUAUCUUUUAUUGUGAUUCCACAGUCCAUGGAUCAGACGCAUGUGCCUAACAAUAUUGAAGUAUUGGAUUUUUUAACAGGCAGUGGCUUUUUAUCACGCACAAUAAUGUAUUAUGGUUUUUAUUCCAAUGGCACAGUAGACACACCAUUUGGAACCAAAUAUAGCAUUCCAUUCGCCUAUUUCCUAACGCUACUUUUUUGCUAUAUAGUUACAUUUGUUAUACUGUCUCUCAAAGUUAUAUCCUCUUAUCGAAAGUCUUACGUCGAAACACGUGGAAAAGUGCACAAUUUAUAUAGCGACAAAAUAUUUUGCGGAUGGGACUUCAGCGUAUCUUCACCAAAGACUGCUGCUUUACAAUCAGCAUCGAUUUAUAAAGAAUUGGAAGAGCUGUUAGCGGAAACGAGGCAUCAUAUACGUUUGCAUUGGUUUGACAAAUGUUUGUUAACGAUAACGCAACUUGCCGUAACGUCCGUUGUUAUAUUUAUGAUUUGCGGUGUUGGUGCACUCGUUUGGAUCCUAUUAAGUCAUUACAAUAUAGAAGUGCCCGGAACUAUCUCGGUUAUGAUUGUACCAACAGUCAUUACUACCAUCAUUCACAUCUUCCCAGCGAUUAUCUCCUACCUAGCAUCGUUAGAACACUACAACAACAAACGCACGGAACUUUAUGUGACAGUUGUCAGAAAUUACGUGGUUGCCGCGACGAUAAUCGGCACUUUAAUCGCCUUCUGGAUAAUCAACAGUACAUCGCACUGUUGGCAAACGCACUUGGGGGAAGAAAUCUAUCGGCUUGUCAUAUUGGAUUUUAUCGCUUCGCUAUUUGGGACGUGUUUGCAUCUUGCACGUUCCAAGCUUUAUAAAAAAUUAUCGACGAAAGUCUGCAGACCGGAAUUCGAUAUCGCUCGCAAUACAUUAAAUCUUAUAUACAAUCAGACGCUCUUUUGGAUAGGAUUUUAUUUCAGUCCGCUGAUGUCCGUUAUGAUCGUGAUAAAAUUAAUUUUCAUAUUUUACGUGAAGAGGUACGAGCUGAAAAGAUACUACCAGCGGCCGUCACGGCCUUGGCGUGCGGCACAAACGCAAACGCUGUUCUUGGCUCUUGCGUUUCUCAGCAUUAUCAUCGUGCUGUUCACGAUAGGAUACGUCAUCACAAACGUGAAGAGUGACGAAUGCGGACCGUUCAGAAAUCAUCCUCACACUUGGGAUUUUAUUGUCGACGGAAUGUUAUCGUUGAAAAGAGAUAGCCCGUUCUGGAACGUUGUUUCAAAGCUUGCGAGGCCAGUAACCGGCGCUGUAAUAUUGGUUGGCAUGUGUAUCGCGGUGUAUUGUCUACGGGCAGAAACGAAAGCGAGUGAGGAAAUGUUACGAAUUUUGUCCGACAUGCUUCUUCUGCAGUCUCAAGAUAAGCAGUUUCUGUUAAAAACUUUCGGUAAAUGUGCUAACAAACGUGCGCCUGUUCCUAACGAGAUUAAUCUUUCCCAGGAUGUUGGGCUUGCCGAGGAAAAUCAUGGAAAUGAAGAAGUUUUACUUUCUCGCCGACGUAACUUACCGUCGACUAGUUUCGAAGAAAGAUGAUUGUAAAUGAAGAUGAAAGUUAAUAAUAUGCACUAGUUGACAAUUUGAUGACAAACUGCCAAAGCAUGUAUUAGAAAGGUUUAUUUUCGUACAGUUAUAUUUACACUUAAAUCUCAUCUGAGAAUAUUGCUUCUACGAUUGCCUAAAUCUGAACAUUCAAAACUGUCGUAUAUGAUAAAAUAAGAACAUAUUUUUAAUACAAUAAGUAUUUUAUAUGAUAUAUACAAGUAAUAAUUAUUUAUGUAAGUAGAUAUUUGCGGAAGAU